AAGGGGCUGCAGCGGGCGCCCGGCCCCGCCGCCCCUCUCUAGGCAUUAUUAAUUGAAUUCCAGAUUUCUCCCAAAUGUGUUUGACAAGACAACAGGAAAAACUCGAUCAUCUUGUGCUCAUGGGAAGUGCUCUGUCUAGGGGUAUACAUGCAGUAUAUAGCAGCGCAGAGACGUCAAAUAUGGACAUUAAAUGACGCUGUUCUUUCAAGCGAGCAGUAUCCAUCUGUGGCGUGAAUGAAGCAGGGGUCUUGUGGAAAUAAAGAGAAACAUUUGGAAACAUCCUACAGGUCAUUUUACAUAGACAUCCCAGUUCCCAGUCAUGAGGAAGAGGGAUAUGAGGACUAUGCAGCAUGAAAAAGGCAAUGGACAUGUUACCUCAGCUUACAGGAAGGUAAUUAAAAACAAAUGCAUUUGAAUCCAGUCUUGUGGAAUGAGUUUAAUGCGUUACGUAAACUGCUCAGCUGAGAAGGCUUUUUCUUAGUAGACCUGCUGUAUGCUGCUGGCCUCGUCUUCGUAUGUUAUGGAGAUGGAAUCACGCGUACAGUUGAAGAACAUUCAAGUCUGCUGAUGGGAAUAAGGUACAUUAGAACCAAAUUCUUCUUAAUACCGUGACUAUACAGGAUGCAAGAAAAAAGAGCUUCUGUUUUUCAGAUGCCCGACUUUAUUGUUUGUAACAUAGUUUACUGUGAAAAGUGAGAGAAGAAUCUGUCUGGACACCUUAAAGACAGCUGGUAGGCAUAACAAAAUGCUUUGUUUGAGGCAGGUUUGCUUAUUUACGCUAAGACAUUGCCAAGCUCGAACUCUGAGCAAUGACCUGCUUCUGAGCCAGAUAAAUAGCUGCACCCAUGAAGACGAAGUGUUCAGUCUCAUUGGAAGGAACAAGGCCAGACUUUCUGAAAAACAUGUGGGAAGUGCACUGAACGUGCUGUGGCAAUUACAAAAGAAGAGGCCCCUUCCUUUAAGGACAAGCAACUAUAUAAGAAAUCACUCGCAGUUUCUUACUCUUCGCAUUUUGGCAGAAAACAAGGUAGAACGUAUGGAAAAUGAGGUCGUGGUGAACACCCUAUACAGUGUUCUGAGGCUGGAUGUUGAAGACCAUGAUUCUCUAGCAGAAGUGCUGGUGACAGAAGCGUGGAAAAGAUUAGAAAGACUUAGUCUGCCAGCUCUGUCUAAAUUUGCACUGUGUUUAUACAAGCAGCACAUGAAUUUUAGUCCCCUAAUUGGCAGAAUAGCUCAUAUUGUGGACAUGAAACUGGAUUCUAUACAGGAUAUAAGGAUCUUGUCAGUUUUGAUGAUCAGCAUAUCUGAUGUUAUCUCACAGAGUUUUCGAGAUCGAUUACUACAGAAGGCUGAACAGCUCUUGGAGGAAGAGGAUGAAGUCUACUUCAACUAUGCCAAAAGAAUAACACUGUUUCUUCAAAACGUUAAACUGGCAUAUCAUCCAUUGCUGGAAAAAUGCAACAAGAUUUUCCUUAAAAGUGCCUGCCGUCUUGAUAUACACAAUAUUAAUCUUAUUUUUGGACUGUAUGAGCAGCUUGGUUUUGACAGUGCUGAAUUCCGCUUGGUUGCUAAACAGCUGCUGUCUGAAUCUAUAGAUGAUUAUAACGAUCCCGAAACUUUUACAAAAUUGUUUUUUACCCUUGGGCCUAUGGCAGGACCCAAGGUAAGAGAAAGGUUGCUAGUUACUGCAGUGGCCAUGGCAGAAGGAUUUAGCAGUCAUCAAGUAUUGGUAAUACUAAAGACGAUGCAGAAAAUGAAAUGUAGAAAUUCUCAUCUACUCCGAAAAAUGGCUUCUAUUCUGCACAAACAUUUGGAUAACUGUAGCAUAUUACAGUUGGUAAAGUUAACACAGUACUUGGUAUUGCUGCAUUGCCACGAUCUGGAGCUGUUUGACAAGCUAAAAAAGUUGCUACUUGGUUUUUUAAAAUCUAGUGUCAUACCUGCUGACAUUGCUGCAAUAAUUCGUGUUCUGGCCAUGCUUCCUUCCUUUCAAGAGGAGGAAAUCAUUAUAAACAAAGCAACUGCAGUUCUGCCUCAGUGCAGGCUCCCUCAUUUGAAUUGCAUUGCUACAGCUCUUGUCAAAUGGAAUCAUUAUGACCAGUUACACUGGCAAAAAAACACUUCAGAGCUAUGUGCUAAGCUUCUACAGAAAGUAAAUGACUAUGGAUUUCAGAGGCUUCAGAAAGCUGACAACUUAGAUCUUCUGUUGGAAGAACUUACAUAUAUGAAUGGAGAAUGGUUUGAAGAAGUCCUCAGUGAGGAAACUAUGGCUACAUGUCAGCGCUUGAUAGACCAAAUAACAUGGGCAAAUGUGUUACAGUUUUCCUUUUUUCUCAUAAAAACAAACUGCUGCUCUGCUUCGUUACUUGACAGAAUAGCUUCUGUGACUGUUCAAAAUAUAGACAAGAUCCAUCCCUUUGAAAUAUAUUUUAUUCUCUACCUUUUCUCUAUUCUGAACUAUGACCCUCCUGCCAAUGAAGAGUUCUUUGAGAAUUGCAUCCAGCCUCUUAGCUCUAACUUGAGUUGUUUUGAAACUCACCACUUGGUGCUGCUUGGUCAUGCUUUGGCAGUGGCUGGUUAUUUUCCUUCAUUUCUGAUAAAGAUGAUAUUUAAUGUAUCUUUCCUAAGUAAACUGGAUGCUCAGCUUCAAGUCCUGUCUGAUACCUCAAAACAGAAGGUCCGCUCGUGCCUCAUGAAAUUGAACAGAGCAGUCUGUCUGGAAUGCCCAGAGUUUCACAUCCCUUGGUUUCAUGAACGCUAUUGCCAGCAUGUCUUGUUCAAAGGCAGUAGAAGAAUAAAUUCACUGCGACAGCAUGUUCACAGAAUGCUGGCAGAGAUCUUAGGAGGAAGCCAUUACGCAAGAAUGUCUGUUCUCACACCAUACUACUAUGAAAUAGAUCUUGAAUGCAUUCUGGAUAAAAAUAAAAGGCCUCUUUCCUAUACGGCUGAGAAUAUACCUCUGGGUGAUUUGGAGGGAGUACAUUUGAGACAUGACUUCAAGGAUGCAGGAAGAAAGUCUCUACCACCAGGCGCUCAGAGAAUUGCCUUGGAAUUUCUUGAUCCAAAAGCUUUUAGCAAGGAUUCAUGUCACAUGAAAGGAGAAUCUGCAGUGAAAAAACGACACCUGGAAAUGUUGGGGUACCGGGUAAUUCAGAUUCCUCAUUUUGAAUGGAAUUCUAUGGUUUUAUCAACAAAAGAUGCACAGCUGGAAUAUCUGAAAAAGCAUCUAUAUGAAACACAGUGAUGCUGAAGACAUGUAAUCAGUUAAACUUCUUGUAACCCUGAAAUACAUAUUUUCCAAAAUCUCUUUAUUUGUGAGUCAGCUGGACCAAGGCUUGCCAAGGGACAGCAGAUAUUAAGAUAUAUAAUCCUAAGUUUGUUAGGGAUUGCAAAGGGCAGGUCACAACGCGCCAUAAAAAUGUAAUAAGGAUGCUUAAAAUCUCUCGUUAUCUGGAAGCUGUAGUUUAAGUACGUGAGUCUGUGACAAUGCUUCCAUAAAAUGACAUUAUUAUCUCUUAAAUAAACAACAUGGAGACUUGACCAGAUAUACACCUAUCCAAACAAAAAGUUUGAAAUACUAUAACUAUGGGAGAGAAGGCAGCAGAUAUACUGGAAAUUAUCUGCCCUUCAGCACGUGACAAAACGAGCAAUAGGGGCAAAGCACAUCAUCUCUGUACUGUGAAACCAAGAAACUGAAAUGGAGGUUUACUAAGAAUAGAACUGUUACUGCAGCCAUUCUGUUGCCAUCUUCCACAACCAAUAUAGUGUGGGUGAUUAUAAUGGGGGGGGGGG
Molecule: messenger RNA, 3792 nt
Organism: Struthio camelus australis
Lineage: Eukaryota; Metazoa; Chordata; Aves; Struthioniformes; Struthionidae
Gene: FASTKD1
Product: FAST kinase domains 1
Biological process (GO): mitochondrial RNA processing; regulation of mitochondrial mRNA stability
Cellular component (GO): ribonucleoprotein granule; mitochondrial matrix
Molecular function (GO): RNA binding
Source: RefSeq, a predicted model, not a curated record